UUCCCCUUUUUAUAAAGGUAAACUUGGUCCCAAAUUUGACUAUCCAAAGAUCCAAAUACAUUGGAUACACUGAUUGGCGUAUGUUACGAGAUGUAAAGCGUCGUAAAGUAGUAAAAGAAUAUGCUAAACUCAGGCUGCAGCUGAAUUCCUUGAGGUAUAAUACAGUAUUACCGAAAAAGCUUCAAGAGGUUGCCCAAAAAGAGAUAGCUGCUCUUCCUACAGACAGUUGCCAUACGAAGCUACAUGCACGAUGUGUUUUAACAUCAAGACCUCGUGGAAGGUGGAAGAAAUUUAGGAUGUCGAGAAUUAUUUGGCGCCACCUGGCAGAUUAUAAUCAGAUUUCAGGAGCGGAAAGAGCAAUGUGGUGAUCUGUUGGAACUUUUGCAAGGAAAAAUAAAAAUAUACUGUAUUAAAUACUGAAAACUGUUGAUUUGUUUAGGAAGAUAUUAAAUUUUUCAGUUCAUUGUA
Messenger RNA from Stegodyphus dumicola, 468 nucleotides. It is a transcript of the gene mRpS14, whose product is annotated as mitochondrial ribosomal protein S14. Lineage: Eukaryota; Metazoa; Arthropoda; Arachnida; Araneae; Eresidae. The record is from RefSeq and is a predicted model, not a curated record. Gene Ontology annotation, molecular function: structural constituent of ribosome. Gene Ontology annotation, cellular component: ribosome; mitochondrial small ribosomal subunit. Gene Ontology annotation, biological process: translation.